This is a messenger RNA of Cornus florida, 621 nucleotides long. Its product is annotated as dof zinc finger protein DOF3.1-like. The transcript has a single exon. Gene Ontology annotation, biological process: regulation of DNA-templated transcription. NCBI's taxonomy places the organism in Eukaryota, Viridiplantae, Streptophyta, Magnoliopsida, Cornales, Cornaceae. The record is from RefSeq and is a predicted model, not a curated record. Gene Ontology annotation, molecular function: DNA binding; DNA-binding transcription factor activity. Bases 1 to 621 code for a protein of 206 amino acids.
AUGGUGAGGCCGCCGGUGGUUCAAUCAGAUGGUGGAAAACCACCGCAUCAUCAGGAGCCACCACAGCAGCAGCCUCAAAAGUGCACUCGUUGUGACACACCGAACACAAAAUUUUGCUACUAUAAUAAUUACAGUCUCUCUCAGCCUUGCUACUUUUGCAAGACUUCUAGGGGGAGGUACUGGUCAGGAGGAGGAACCCUAAGGAAUGUACCGGUGGGAGGCGGAUGUCGGAAAGGGAAGCGGGCCAAAGGAGCCUCCUCCUCAAGCAGCGGCGGAGGAGAUAAUUCGAGAUCUCAACCACCACCACCACCAGGUCCGCCACAGCAAGAGCUACAAGUACCCCAAAAUCUGACACAACAAGGAAUGGGUACUUUGGUUUCGCCGCCGGGGAUUAAUCCAGCCAUCAAUUCAUACUAUUCUGGUGGCGGGUACUUUUCAUCUAUGGUGGCUAUGCAAUCUAUGGGCCAACCACGGCCCUUCAAUCAACAACCACUCGGCAUUGGUUUCCUUGAGUCGGUCAGAAAUCAGAAUUGGUGGGUGGUACAGAUGAAAGAGAAGGUGGUGAAGGAAGAAGAUCAAAGAGUACAGGUGUAUCAAUGGAGAUUACAGAGUAGGGUUUGA